AUGGCUGUGGUUAGUGGAACUUACCGCAUGGUGUCGGAGGAGGAGCAGGCUCUCAGGGCCAAGCUGGAACGUCUCACCGUCAAGGACCACGGGCCGGUGUUUGAACCCUGCGCCAGCCUGCCGGACCACACCAAGCAGAAGGCCAAGGACGAGCUGAACGAGACGGAUGAGAAGAAGGUGGCGGCGGUGAAGGAGCUGCGAGAAAUAAUCAAGGAGAAGGCCGAUGCGGGUGACGACCUGGCCAAAGGGGUGCAGGACACCUUUGGGGAGAAACCGGACAGUUUGCUGGUCCGCUUCAUCCGGGCCAGGAAGUACGAUGUGCCCAGAGCCUUCGACCUCAUGAAGGGCUACGUGCGUUUCAGGAAGGAGUACCCCGAGCUGUUUGAGAAUCUAACCCCCGAGGCCGUACGCAGCACCAUCGAGGCCGGAUACCCCGGCAUCCUGCCCAGCAGAGACAAAUACGGCCGCGUGGUUCUGCUCUUCAACAUCGAGAACUGGGACUACGAGGAGAUCACAUUCGAUGAGAUCCUGCGUGCCUACUGCGUGAUCCUGGAGAAGCUGCUGGAGAACGAGGAGACUCAGAUCAACGGGUUCUGCAUCAUUGAGAACUUCAAGGGCUUCACCAUGCAGCAGGCGUCGGGAAUCAAACCCACGGAGCUCAAGAAGAUGGUGGACAUGUUGCAGGAUUCGUUCCCUGCUCGUUUCAAAGCUGUCCACUUCAUCCACCAGCCCUGGUAUUUCACCACCACCUACAAUGUGGUCAAACCACUCAUGAAGGGCAAGCUGCUGGAGAGGGUGUUUGUCCACGGAGACGAGCUGGAAAACUACUACAAGGAGUUUGACGCCGACAUCCUCCCCUCUGAGUUUGAUGGAAAAGGCUCAAAGUACGACGGCAAAGCCACGGCGGCCAAUCUCUUCGACUAA
Anoplopoma fimbria (sablefish) is the source of this 924-nucleotide messenger RNA. It is a transcript of the gene rlbp1b, whose product is annotated as retinaldehyde binding protein 1b. Gene Ontology annotation, molecular function: phosphatidylinositol bisphosphate binding. The transcript has 7 exons. Lineage: Eukaryota; Metazoa; Chordata; Actinopteri; Perciformes; Anoplopomatidae. The record is from RefSeq and is a predicted model, not a curated record. Bases 1 to 924 code for a protein of 307 amino acids. Gene Ontology annotation, cellular component: membrane.